Molecule: messenger RNA, 6346 nt
Organism: Photinus pyralis (common eastern firefly)
Lineage: Eukaryota; Metazoa; Arthropoda; Insecta; Coleoptera; Lampyridae
Gene: Dscam4
Product: Down syndrome cell adhesion molecule-like protein Dscam2
Exons: 22
Coding region: 60-5870 (1936 amino acids)
Biological process (GO): homophilic cell-cell adhesion; dendrite self-avoidance; axon guidance
Cellular component (GO): plasma membrane; axon
Molecular function (GO): cell-cell adhesion mediator activity
Source: RefSeq, a predicted model, not a curated record
GUUUGUCGACCGGGAUUCAUCCCUCUAGUGCAAUGGUGUUAUAUUAGCAUGGGUUAGCUAUGAGCAGAGCACCGCUGUUAUGGUGCUGGUUGGCGCUGCUUUUUUGUUCAGUGUGGAGUGCGGGUCUAGAUUUACAAGGACCCUUGUUUGUGCAAGAGCCGCCGCAUCAAUAUGAAUUUAGCAAUACAUCAGGCGGACGUUUAGUAUGUGCAGCACAUGGAAGUCCUACUCCAGAAGUGGAAUGGAUUUUAGCCGAUGGAUCCCCGGUGCAUCAGGUUCCGGAAUUAAGACUGUUAUAUCCCAAUGGAACUUUAGUUUUUCCACCUUUUCCCAACGAAUUAUAUCGUCAACAUAUUCAUGCGGCCUUGUAUAGAUGUAGAUUACGCAGCACACUUGGAAGUGUACUCAGCAAAGAAGUACAAGUGAAAGCAGUUGUUAAACAAAAAUACGACGUCCAGGUUUAUGAUGGGUACGUUAUAAUGGGAAAUACGGCUGUUUUAAAAUGCAAGAUAUCGAGUUAUGUUGCCGAAUACGUAAUGGUGACAUCCUGGGUGCAAGAUGGAACGGUUAAUAUCUACCCUAACACAGAUAUUGGAGGAAAAUACGUUGUACUGGCUAAUGGUGAUCUAUACAUCAGCAAUGUGGGGCCAAGUGACUCUUAUAAAAACUAUACGUGCAGAACUGUAAAUCGUUUGACUGGUGAAGUACAAAUCAGUGCAUACCCAGGACGGGUAAUCAUCACGGAACCGAAGGGAAAUGUGCAACCACGAAUUACGGUGGAUAAAUAUAACGCUCGACGGGUAGCACUAGGAGAUGACGUAACACUGCCGUGCGUAGCACAAGGACGUCCUGUACCUGGAUACUAUUGGAAACGCGAAUUGCAAGGGCAAACUGUACCUGUCGCUUUAGGAGAACGAAUCACCAUUAUUUCUGCCGGACUUUUGAAAAUAGCGAAGGUUCGUCUAGAAGAUCGUGGAACUUACAUUUGUUUUGCGAAUAACUCAGCAGGGGAAGAAAGUGUGAGGGUAACGUUAGAAGUAACGGCUCCGCUAUCCGUUCAUGUGCAGCCUCAGGUUCAAAUUGUCGAUGUUGGAAAAGAAGCAAAUUUCCAGUGCAUUGUAGGAGGCUACCCGAUAUCACAGAUAAGUUGGCUACAUAAUUCAAAACCCGUGGCACCAGACAGCAGGGUUGAAAUGAUGGCUGAUCCACCUCGACUGACAAUUCGACAACUCUCAAAAGACGACAGGGGUAUGUACCAAUGUAUCGUGAGCAAUAAUUGGGAUCAAGCGCAAGCGAUUUCGGAGUUGGAUAUGGGAGACGCGGGACCAGAAUUAAUUUAUUGGUUUUCGGAACAAACCCUCCAACCAGGGCCCACGGUCUCACUGAAGUGCGUCGCUUCUGGUAACCCACCUCCACAAUUUACCUGGACGUUGGACGGCUUUCCGAUCCCCGAUUCUUCGAGGUUCUUAGUUGGGCAAUACGUGACUAUUCAGGACGAUGUAAUCAGUCACGUAAAUAUAAGCAAUAUCAAAUCGGAAGACGGGGGCGAAUAUACUUGUACGGCACAUAAUACCAUUGGCAAAAUUUCGCACAGUGCUCGCGUGAACGUUUAUGGACUUCCGUUUAUCAGAGAGAUGCCGAAAAUUACGGGAGUGGCUGGUAUGAAUUUGAUUAUUAAAUGUCCAGUGGCAGGGUACCCCAUUGAAACAAUUACGUGGGAGAGAGACGGUCAAAUGUUGCCGAUAAAUCGGAGACAGCGCGUUUACACAAACGGCACUUUAGUGAUAGAGCAAACGCAACGAACUGAAGAUGCAGGAACUUAUACUUGCCAGGCUCAAAAUAGGCAACGACAUUCAUCGAGACGUGAUUUGGAAAUUCAAAUUAACGUACCGCCGAAAAUUAUACCGAUAAAUCCAAUGACUGAUAUUUUAAGGGAAGGAAUGAGAGCUGCAAUUACCUGUCAAAUUAUGGAAGGGGACUUACCGAUAACGUUUAGGUGGGAAAGAAACGGAAAAACGAUUUCGAAUAACGUAGUCGAAGGCACUUCAGUGCGAAGAAUUGACGAAUUUUCAUCGUCGCUUAUCAUAGAGAAAGUUAGUUCGACUCAUAGCGGAAAUUACACUUGCGUUGCUAGUAAUAUUGCUGGCUCGGAAAAGUACAUUGUACCAUUGACGGUGAAUGUACCGCCACGGUGGACAGUUGAGCCAGCAGAUGCUAAUGUUGCUUCUGGUCAAGAGGCGAUUCUCCACUGUCAAGCUGUUGGUUAUCCAAAUCCGGCGGUUACGUGGCGUAAAGCUGUUGGAGAACAACCAGGCGAAUACAAAGAAUUUCUUUUCGAACCAAAUGUUCGCCAAUAUCAGAAUGGAUCGUUAAACUUCGCACACAUAUUAAAAGGUGAUGAGGGCCAUUAUCUUUGCGAAGCCAAAAAUAACAUUGGAACCGGAGUCAGCAAAGUAAUUUUCUUGAAGGUGAAUGCUCCAGCUCAUUUUCCGCAAAAAACGAAAGAACUGCAAAUUGCAAAGGGAGAGCAAGCGCAUCUUCAAUGCGCGGCGUUAGGAGAUACGCCGAUGGAAAUUACAUGGAAAGUCGACGGUCAACACAUCUCUAGUGACGGCGACCAAAGGUAUUCCAUCCGGCAGCAAGGAUUAGCCGAAGGUAUGGUAUCGGAAUUGGGCAUUGACAGAACAAUUAGACAAGAUUCGGGAGUGUUCUCUUGCUAUGCCACUAACGCGUAUGGGCAUGACGAAAUGAGCAUACACUUAAUAAUUCAGGAAAUACCCGAAUCUCCAAAAAAUGUUAGGGUGACGGAACAACUGCCAAGAAGUAUCGGACUGUCGUGGAUAAAACCGUACAAUGGAAACAGUCCGAUUAGUAAUUAUAUCAUCCAGUACAAACUUGGUGUAGAUAUGUGGCCGAAUCAACCUUCCAAACAAAUAGUGCCUGGUUCUCAUGAAAGUGCCACUCUGCCAAAUCUGCAUCCUGCUCAAGUAUAUCAUAUCAGAAUUUUAGCCGAAAAUCGUUUAGGUCUUAGUGAACCGAGUCAGACUAUUCAGGUCAGCACCCUUGAAGAAGUGCCAAACGGGCCUCCUUUGGAUAUUAGAGCUGAAGCAAAAAGUUCCACCGAAAUUUUGGUCAUUUGGGAACCACCAUCACGGAACACCUGGAAUGGAAACCUACUAGGGUACCAUGUGGGUUAUCAAGAACUCCCAUCCCAAUCGGUAAUACCAACACAGGGUUAUACAUUUAAGAGCGUCGAGGUCCGGCAACACUUUGGUGGUGAAGCAACUCUUCAAGGCUUAUCUAAGUAUGCUUCGUAUAAUAUUAUUGUGCAGGCGUACAACAGCAGAGGAUCUGGUCCACCGAGCGAGCCAAUAACAAUACGAACUUUGGAAGACGCUCCCACACUGCCUCCAGAAAAAGUUCAAUGCUCAGUUUUAAGUGCACAAAGUUUACACAUAUCAUGGGAACCCCCUCUUCCUGAAGGCCAAAAUGGAAUUGUUCAAGGAUACAAAGUUACUUAUCACUGCGUUAGUGAAUGGUUAGACAAGGACGAUCAACAAACAAAAGUGAUUCAACAAUUACGCACAACAAUAACAGGUCUAAGAAAAUAUACUAACUACAGCAUCACUGUUUUGGCUUAUACUGCAAGUGGAGAUGGUGUCAGAUCUGAAGCCGUUUACUGCCAUACUGAAGAAGACGUUCCAUCAACACCUGCAGAUAUUAAAGCAAUCUUAAGUUCCACAAACAAAAUUUUAGUGUCGUGGCUACCUCCUAAACACAGUAACGGUAUACUAGUAGGAUAUACAUUUUAUAUGAGUAGCUUAGAGGACGGACGAGAAGCGGGAACACAUAAGAAAGUGUUGAGCCCAACACAUGAGUCACACGAAGUUAGUAGAUCACACGAAACUGCCACAUAUCAAUUUUGGGUUACCGCAUCAACGAGGGUUGGGGAAGGAGACAGCACGCGUGUGAUCACAGUAACACCAUCUAGAGUGAUUCCGGCUAAAAUAGCGUCUUUUGGUAGAGAAAUAGUAAGUGCCUGGAAACAAACUGUGUAUCUACCUUGUAAACGAGUAGGAGAUCCGUUACCAGUUCCCACCUGGCAUCUAAACGAGUUGCCGUUGGAGGUCGGUGGCCGUAGAUCGAUAUCUACGGACGCCGCGUUGCAAAUCAAAGACGUUCAAAGUAUCGAUCAAGCGAAUUAUUCCUGCAGCGUCGAAAACAAGCACGGCAAAGACGAAAUCGUUUACAGUUUGAAGGUGUUAGUUCCUCCCGAUCCGCCUAUGUUAACGGUAGUGGCAGAAUUCACCGACAGCCUUCACUUACGGUGGACAGACCAAAAAAAUGGGGGAUCCCCUAUCCUAGGAUAUGUAAUUAAUUAUAAGAGAGACCAUGGAGAUUGGGAGGAGCUUCAAAUUUCGGCACGAACGGAUGAACACAUGUUGAGAAAUUUGUGGUGCGGAACCAAAUAUUUGUUAUAUAUUACCGCCUUUAAUCGAAUCGGCACUGGUUUAUCGUGUGAUGUGGUGACAGACAACACAAAGGGGACUGCGCCUGUAAAACCAAAACAAUCGCAAAUGUUAACAAUGAAUGCGACCGUAGUAACAGUAUGGCUUGAUUCGUGGGGUGAUGGUGGAUGUGGUAUUUCGCAUUUUGUAAUCGAAUACAAGAAACGACCGCAGUCCUCCUGGAUAACAGCUUCAAGUCACAUAAAGCCGACAGAACGGAUAUAUAGCGUAACCGAAUUAUGGCCCGCAACCGACUAUCAGCUAAAAGUAACAGCGUACAACAAUGCCGGCGACACCACAGCAAUUUAUAAUUUUACUACACUAACGCUCUUAGGAGUCGUUCCUGAACUAUCUCCACCAGUGUCCCAUUCGGGUGACCAGUCGUUCUAUGCCAACGCGAGAGUGAUUGUUCCGAUCGUGCUAUCGAUAGUAAUUUUAAUAGCCCUUAUAGCUGCAAUAUUUUGGAGACGUAAAAUUAGACAAGAGCGGGAAGGCCAAAGGGGUUCACUGGGCGAAUCGCCAUCGAUAGCUCAAAUCCAAAACAAGCAAAAUCGAGAUCAGCAAUAUUUAGCUGUACGCGUGGGUAGACCGCAGCAACCAAUAGCCAUCGAGCCGGACACUUAUAAAGCGGAUUCCGCCGAUUACAUUGAAGAUAUCUGCCCGUAUGCCACAUUUCAGCUGUCGAAACCUGCGUACAGUGAAAGCUCCUACAGUGGAAACAUCUACAGCGGCCCGUACCACUCGGUACGCGGGUCUUUUGUUUAUCAUGAUGUUAAACCACCUCCUAUCGAUAAGUUUAAGUUAGGACACAAUAAAGAACCAGAGUAUACCAAAGUUCGAAGAAAAGGAGGAAGACUGCGUGAUCCACAUUCAGAAAGUCAGGAAUCGGACAAUCUGGGCAGCACUGACUCCGAGGUGAAGAAGAUUUUAACACUGCAUCUGCCAAUUUCAGAAUAUGACACCUUAGGCAGCGAUUCCGAAGGUGAUGGGACGGGUGCCAGUCAGGAAUUGGUUUCGUUUAGACAUCGAAUGCGCGGGGGAGCGGAAGGGUCUAGUUCGUCGUCCGAGACGUCGCCUCAAUCGGGAAGCAUGGGUCGAAAACCGUACCCUUCACGUAAAGGCAAGAGUAAAGCGGCACCCCUAAGUAAAAGACAUGUGCGUAGUAGCAGCGGUUACUCCAGCCAUAAUGAAGAAACUACUUUUAGCAUCUCGCACACACCGAGUUUCAGUGAACGGAUACAUCCCCCAAGUAGGUUUUCUGACCUGCAUUCGCGGGAUCUUAGCGAAACGGAAUGCGAGAAAGGGCACAAACACAGAGGGUUAUCUAAACUUAGUAGAGAAGCUUUCCAAAUCAAUGUAUAGUUUUUAUAAAGUAUUUUCGUUACUUACAAUCAUUAGAGUUGUAUAAUCUGUUUUGUUUAUACGUGAAGAAAGGUCUAAUUUAAAACACUUUUUAUAUGAAAUUCAUUUUUUACAUGGAAUAUGAUAGGAAAGCAUAAACAGUGGCAGGUGCCUUCGACGGGGAAAAAUUGUUUUUCAAAUAAACAUGCUUCCCUAUCUUCCGUUAAUGGGAUGUGCCAAAAUGAGCUUGAUAAUAAUCUGUAUAAAUCCAAUGUAUGUUAUAGAGUUUAUAGAUUGUUACAUACAGUUUUACAAGAACAAUAAGUGAGCCUCACACUAGUUAUAUGUGUUACAAACACAAUGUCUCUACAUCACUCCGAAGCCGACAACUUCAUCUUUCCCACACAAAAUUCAAAGAACUGUCAUUUUUGGAUACACCUUUUUAUUGUACAAUUGUCAAAUGUAAACAAAUAUAAUAAAAAUGUUGUGUUAACAAA